Molecule: messenger RNA, 1905 nt
Organism: Fulvia fulva
Lineage: Eukaryota; Fungi; Ascomycota; Dothideomycetes; Mycosphaerellales; Mycosphaerellaceae
Product: Signal recognition particle subunit SRP68
Exons: 1
Coding region: 1-1905 (634 amino acids)
Biological process (GO): SRP-dependent cotranslational protein targeting to membrane
Cellular component (GO): signal recognition particle, endoplasmic reticulum targeting
Molecular function (GO): endoplasmic reticulum signal sequence receptor activity; signal recognition particle binding; 7S RNA binding
Source: RefSeq, a predicted model, not a curated record
AUGGAUAUCACCAACUUCGUCGCCACCCACCGUGAGGCGCUCCUCAUCGGCGACUACAACUCAUACCGCGCACAGCUUUCGCGGCAGCUGCUAGCAACACGAAAGCGCUUGGGAAGAGCGACAGCCAAGAGGGAAAAGUUCAGCAAGAAGCCAGUCACAGCGGAAGACGUCGGCAGCAACCAUGAGUUCGCCCAUCUGCUACUGCUCACAUCUGAGCGAGCGUGGGCACAUGCAAUGCACAUCAAGACCAGCCAUACCGAGGACAAUGCGGGCAUAACCGGAUCCACACGGAGCCAUAUCAUUUCUCGGCUGAGCAAAGCUGCGAAGACUGCACACGAUCUUGUGAAAACACUACAGGAGAGCUCUUCUAAGGCGAACGAGCAGGAUGUGCUUGAGGCUAGGGCGUACCAGUCCUCGCUGGCAGGAUCGGAGGAGUUCGAGAAGCAGUCGGAAGGACAGCGAUCGGGUGACGGCCAGGCGAGUGAGCAGAGAUGGCAGCCGUGCUUGAGACACUACGCUCAAUCCCGUGUCAUCUAUGCUGCACUGCUUGAGAAGGAGAAGAAGGAGGUGUACAGGGAGAUUCUGGCGAACACCGUGGACCCAACCAUACGCUACGCUGCAUACCAAGCACAGCUGUCACGUACGAUCGCGAUCCCGACCGUAGCGAAGCGAUACUUCCCAAAGGACGACCAAGCACUUGUACAGGCGGUUGGGAAGCUCGAUCCGUACGCGCUCAAGGACAAGCCUGUGCCGAAGACUGAAGCCGAGAAAGAGGCAGCACCGCAAGAGAUUCCGAACAGCGUGACAUGGAGAGGUCGCAAGGCAAAUAUCGUCGAUGCAUCGAUAGGCCAGGCCCUUGCGAAUGUGACCGCUGCCAAAGCGAAACUACGGGCAUACCUUCAAUCAGAUGCGAGUGCGGCCUCGCGUGACAAAGCCGCUGCGUACGACGAUGUUCUGAUCGCAUCACAAGAUGCGGCAGACGCGACCAAACGGGCUACGGAUGAACUCGAGAAAGAGCGUGUAGAUGAAGGCGACCCGCGCAUGCAAGAUCUUCGCGUGACGAGCCUUUCCGUCAACCACGAUCUUGUGUCCUGGCGAGUCGGUCGCAACCGUAUCCUUAUUGGUGAGGAUGAUGGCAUCACCUUCCAGCCUGAGAAGCAGAAGUCGAAACGUUCGCGAAAGGAUGGCGCCGAGCAGCCAGAGAAGGAAGAACCCAGGGGACGACAGCUUGGGCGGUUGAAGGAAAGGAACGUCCUGUACGACGCCACGAUACAAAGCAUCAACUCUGUGAAAGACCUUCGUGGAGCCAUGCGUGACGAAAAGUUCGUCCAGGAGCUCGAUGGCAAGGCCAACUACUUCCGCGCGUUGAAGUGCCUGAACAUCUCAUACUCGCAUAGCCUACUCGGCAACCACCUGAAUGCGCUUGCAUUACUGAAACGGGCGCUGGAACUUGUGUCCCAGCCGCUGCCUGCCUCAACGUCAACAAGCGAUGCAAAUUCCCCACCAACGCUCGACAUCCAGCCAGCAACAUCCGAAAAGCUCAGGGCUCACCUCGAGUCGCUAACCUCUCGAAUGCACGCCAUCGUGGAGAUGCGAACACUCGAAGCCAACUCUGCGAAGGCUGCUGAGAAGAACAUGAUUUCUGCAGCGCCUCUCGUGCAGAAGCUGAACGACUACCCAACACCGGGUACACAAGUCGACCUUACAAAUCUGGUGACAUAUCCACCCAAGAUCGAGCCAGUCCCAGUGAAGCCGCUGUUCCUCGACGUGGCUUUCAACUACAUCGACUACCCAGGCAGAGCAGCAGCGGCAGUGGUAGAAAAGCCUCAGCCGCAAGUGAACGGUGUUGAAGAGAAUGCUCCUCAGCAGCCGCAGAAAAAGGGAUGGUUCAGCUUUGGGCGGUAG